Messenger RNA from Acanthoscelides obtectus, 2472 nucleotides. The record is from the annotation of a GenBank genome assembly. NCBI's taxonomy places the organism in Eukaryota, Metazoa, Arthropoda, Insecta, Coleoptera, Chrysomelidae.
GAUGCGGUGUUGCCAAGCGAACCAAUGAUGCAAUGUUGUAGAAUUUGUGGCCAUCCUGACUUUUCAUUUUGACCUACAAUGAUUCUUUACAAUUUAAAAAUGUGUAUGCUCAAAAGCAAUAUUUGGGCGUUGAGAAUAAACUAAUGCAUAUUUCCAACAUGCAUCUUGAUUCAAGCAAUUAACAUAUUGAUGACACGGCUGAUUGCCGCGUCAGAGUGGCUAGGCAACGCGGUGAUGAACUUCGUUAUCCAUCCUGCUUCUAUCACCUUCCAACAUAUCAUGUGUCUACACACUUCUCUCUCGUACGUAUAGAACUCGAGCCGUCAGACAAAUUUGGUUCUCAAUACAUAAAUAUCGGAUAAGGAAAAUGCAAUAAUGCCCCAAAUUUCUGCCUAUCGGAAAAAAUUGUGAUCUAGCAAUAUGGCGGCAUAUCCUGGAUGAACUAAAUUAACAAUAUGGCGACUAUGGACACUCGUCUUUUCUGACUUUCGAAUGUCUGUUCUAUCAACAUUUCGGAUCUUUCAUUACUGUCAAAAUAUUAAAGUCAACGGCCACCGGCCACAACUGUCAGAAUGAUUUGAAAUAUGUAAACAAUUUUCAAAUGAUUGCUGAUUCCUAAUUAUUGUAAAAAGGUAUUUUCAAAAUGUCCCAGCAAGUGCUGCAAACACUCCUGCUGUACUUGGUGGUAUAUGUUGUUGCGUUUGAAGAUUUCAUUUAUGUUUAUGGUCAAGGGAGCCAAGAGAUGACAGAGAAAGGAAGGACACAAUACCAGCUGCUAAAGGAACGUUCAAACUUGCCUAAAUAUGGUCCAUGUUGGAAAGCAGCCUUACAAACUCUUGAUGAAGGUUGCAGGCAACUUUCAGAAGAAACACAAAGUGACAUAGCACUUCACAUCACAAACUGCUUCUUGGAAAUGUCUGGUCAUGAAACCUACAACUGUGAACUGGACAAAAAGCCAAAUUUGAGAGCUAUUUGUAUAAACAGUAUGACUGAUAGGGCCUUCAAUGUAUACACAGAGUUUUACACCCAUACACAAAACAUAUGUUGGUUUUUGAGAGGGCAAAUUUGGCAUGAAACUAUUGCUGAAAAUACCCUGAGGGUUGGAAAGCAGUUAGAGCUAACAGCGGAGAAUCAAGAAUAUUUGUUGAAAGCACAGAAGGAGAGUCUGGAUCUUCAAGAAAAAAUGUUGAAGCAUGGAAGGGUAUUAGAAGGAGUCCUAGAUGAGAUCUAUAUGUCAUCUCAGGCUCAUCAAGAAGUUCUAAAGCUCCUUACACAAAGCAUUAUUAAUUUACAGAGUUGGGUAGUGGGUGAGGUGUCUUGGAUUGAUUCUGUACUUUUUUAUGCUCUUGCUUAUUUUUUAAUUUAUGCACUUACAUCCACUGGUACUACAAGUUCUGCUCGUUUGCCAAUGUUUAUCCUGCUGUCUUUAGUGUUUAUGUUAGAAAGGUUAACUUGCUCAUUUAUGAUCUCAUAUGGUAAUACAUUUAAUGUUAGCUAUUUGUAUAUUAGCAUCCACAACAUAAUUUGGUUUUUAAGGUAUGGUUUUGUCUGUAUAGCAUGUUUAAUAUUUAUUUAUAAAAGUUUUAUUUCGAAGUCUGUUAAUAUCCAGAAUUAUGAAGUAUUAUAUAAAAUUCUUGGCCAGAAUAAUGAAAUAUUACAAAUUCUGGAAUGCCUAAAGCUUAAUAAUAGCAAAGAAAAAACAAAUAUCAGUUAUUUGAAUGAGAGUGGGAGAAAACCAUUAGAAAUAAAAACAAAUGGUAAUUUAAAUGGCAGUCUAACCAAAAGCUUAACUAGCAACAGUAGCUCAUUUUUAGAUGAUUAUGAUAGCUUUAGUAUAAAAGAAGUUACUGAACUGGAUGUGAAUAAAUCAACUAUAGAGAAUAGAUCUUUUAGAAAGAAACUCAACCAUUUAGGUGGACAGAUUGGCAGGUACAACUUAAGAUCUAGUAGAAGUGUUAGUAGGCAAAGUACUCCUGAUACUACACAUUUACACUAAAGAUUUCAUUUAGUUCGGACACUAUAAAAGCUAUCAACAGUUAGUUAUAACAUUAAAAAUGGCAAUCAAAUAAAGAUUGCCUAGAAAGUUACCAGCAAAAAUACAGUUUAAAAUGUACAUAUGACUGAAUCCUCAAGUUAUGAACCAUUCCAUUAUACACAAUGUUUUUGCUUAUAUCUUUCCAAUAAAUAAAAGCUAGUCUUGUUACUAUUUCAUGUAUGAGUAUAUAAUUUCAAUUAUUUUUUAGAUAGAAGGUAUUGAUUGAAUUAAACUAAUUUAUUUGAUUUUACAUCUCCUCUGAUUUUUACUCAACAUAUUGAUCUCUAAAUAUUUUUUUACCAUAAUGAAUGAAAUUAUUAUUCAUUUUUACAACAUUAUUCCCUGAAAUGAACUGCAAUAAUUUGUUAUACAUAAUAAUGUAUAAGUUGCAGGUACAUAUGUAGAAUGUGAUAGUGUAUAUUUUAUAUGUGAAUAAA